Messenger RNA from Phanerochaete carnosa HHB-10118-sp, 1495 nucleotides. RefSeq lists its product as uncharacterized. The transcript is spliced from 5 exons. Gene Ontology annotation, molecular function: protein binding. The record is from RefSeq and is a predicted model, not a curated record. The coding region runs from base 128 to 1378 and encodes 416 amino acids. Lineage: Eukaryota; Fungi; Basidiomycota; Agaricomycetes; Polyporales; Phanerochaetaceae.
CUCAGCCUUCUCGUCCUUUCUGACUCCUUACGGGCCCGACGUCCUUCAAAAGCCAUCCCUCAGCCUUUGGAGACUACACAGACACCACCCUUUACCCGCACGCAUAUAUCCACCGAUAAACACUCCCAUGGAGCCUGAGCAUGCGGAGAAUGAGCAUGCCGAGGAGAUCGACGAGGACGAGCAGUUUAUUAAUGAGGAGGAGGUUUACCUCGAAGUCGCCGAUGAUGGCGAUAACCUGAUGGACGAAGACGAGGGCGACGGCCAAGAAGGAGGCGAACACGAGAUGAGCGACGAGAUCGUGUACGAGGACAACUCGAUACAGCACUUCCCGAAGCAUGGCAAGAGUGUCUUCGCUGUUACAGCACAUCCCACUGCGCCUAUCGCUACCUCGGGAGGCGAAGAUGAUCUAGGAUACAUCUGGGACUAUACCACUGGCGAGGAGAUCGUAAAGUUGACGGGACACACGGAUAGUGUCACCAGCACUGCGUUCAGCGCGGACGGAGAGUUUGUCGCAACUGGCGGUAUGGAUGGCAAGGUCAGGAUAUGGAGACGGAGAGGCAAGGAGGAUUACAAGACAUGGGAAUUCUUGACGGAGCUGCAAGGUCCUGAUGAGGUCAUGUGGAUAAAAUGGCAUCCUAAGGGUGCAGUGCUGCUUGUUGGUGGUAACGAUGGCACCGUAUGGCUUUGGCAAUUGCCCUCAGGAACUACUAUGCAAGUGUUCGCAGGCCACACUGCCUCCGUUACCUGCGGAGACUUUACUCCAGAUGGCAAGCGCAUUGUCACAGCCGACGAGGACGGAAAUUUCAUGUUCUGGGAUCCGAGAAAUCCGACUCCAGUCUUCAAGCUCACCCCCGCGGAUGCUCGCUUCGACCUUGGUCCCAUCACUGCGCUUGCUGUCAAUCCCGCAUCGACGCUGGCCGUGGUCGGCGGUGCUUCAGGAGGUGUCCGUGUCGUCGGCUUGAACAAAGGCGAUAUCAUUGGUGCACUCGGCGGCCACAAGGAGGAUGACAGUGUUGAAGCCAUAAUCUUUGUGGACUUGACUGGCGCAGGUCAGGUCGGUACCGGUGGUGUUUGUGUAACAGGUGCCGCGGACGGCAAGGCGUGUAUCUGGGACCUAAGCACAAUGCGUCUUCGUGCAACCAUGGAACAUGAGGAUGUGGUCACGGCACUGCUGAGCUUCCCGCACCCGAAGUCACACAUGAUACUGUCCGCUUCUGCAGACAAGACUCUGAAGACAUGGGAUGCGAGGACGGGCACGCUCGUCAGGGAACAUAAAGGACAUCACGGCCCGGUUCUAGCCGCCUCACUGGGCCAGCAAGGCCAGGUCGUUGUCACGGGAGGGGACGACGGUGUCUGCUUAGUGUUUACCACAGAAUAGAAUUAAACGCUAUAAAUGGAUCCUAAUGGCUAAUGACACCGUUCUGCUUGUAUACCUUUAUCCAUCAUUUAUCAAGAGGCAUCGUAAUGCGGCACUAUUCUUCUUCUUCUUCUUCUU